AUGCUCGUCGUGAAGGAAAACAUCGUCGUGUCGCUUCGAGAUCUCACCGCUGCAAUCAACUGCUUCCCGAACCUCUCUCAUCUGCACCUCGGCGACAACAGCGCGGAGACAAUUAACGACGCGUUUCUAGAUUUCAUCGCGUCGGCAUGCCCGAAACUUGUGUCGCUGCACGUGGGGAGAGAUAUCGCGCCGAGGUGGGACUGGGAGCGCGAGGACGAGCAUCCCGUGACCGAAGCCGGUCUGGAUCGUUUCCUGCGUCGCUGCACUCAGCUGCAACACCUCUCGCUCUACUGUCUGCAUCGAGACGGCAGGCUGCCGAAUUCGCUUUCGCUCCUCACGAGUCUACGCACCCUCGCUCUCACCGAGGGAUCGCCUCUCGAGGCUCCAGGAUUCCCGGCAUUGUCCUCUCUCACCGCCCUCUCCGUCGACAUUCCAGAACCGGAAGAUUUUAAUCUCGCGGUCCUCGCGCAUCUCCCGGCGUUCACCACGCUCGCGUUGUUUGACGAGACAUGGCUGAAACUCGAAGGCACCGGUUCUCACCCCUUUCCAUUCGACCAGCUGCCUUCUCUGAAAGCUGUGGAGUUCGACGCCAACAGUCCGCGAUUCGAGUUGAUGUUUCCGUCGGAAGCCUCGUGUAGCCGUCUCGAGCGGCUGCUUCUCAAAGACUGUGACGAUUUGGACCGUCUCCCUGACGACAUAGGAGAGCGGUUGCCACGCAUUCGGCAUCUGAGCAUCCUCGGAUGCAAGAAUUUUUCCGAGCUACCCGAGCAGUUCGCUUCUCUAAGCUGCCUGCGUGAGCUGACGAUUUCCUCGUGCAGCAUGGUCAACCUGCCCGAAAACAUUGGAGAGCUGCCCUUUUUAAAAGUGCUGACGCUGAACCUUCUGCCAAUCUCGAGUCUUCCGGAUUCAUUCUAUCAACUGACGUCUCUGGAAACCCUAAUCCUGUCCCACUGCAACGCACUUUUCGAGCUGCCUGCUAGUUUCGGUUUCCUCACCGCACUCAACUCCCUCUCAAUCCUCAACUCGCCGUACCUGAAGCUCCCAGACGACAUAGGCUCACUCACCAACCUCCACACCUUCCGUCUGACAGAGAAUUUCCCCCAGCAGCUGCUUCCAUCCUCGUUCACACAGCUCUCCUCCCUCACAAGGCUUGAUCUCAUUCAAUGUAUGAUCCUCUCCAUAGGAAGCUUCCAGCGGCUCACCCCUCUGCUGGAAAUCCCUUCUCUGCCUAGGCUGAGAAAGCUGAGCUUGACUAGCGUUGGGCUCAUGCGUGGGGUGGCAGCCGGCGUGACGCUCUCUUGUCUGGAGGAAUUAGAGCUGAGGCUGGUAGUAGAGGCAGAGGAGCUCCCGUUGCCUCUGGAGCUGCUUGCUAACCUCCGCAGCUUGACUAUCCACAGCAUUGGACGCAUGGAGAAGCUUCCGGAAGGGUUAGGAUCGGCGUUGAGGCAGCUGAGGCGGCUGCAGAUACACCAGGCUGCGGAUUUAACGGAUUUGACGGAUACAUUCACGGAGCUUCAAUCCCUGACGUCUGUAGAGAUCCAUGCACCGAAAAUUUCCUCUCUUCCGGACGGCAUCGGGGCGUUGUCUCGGCUGCGGCAGCUGAAUCUUGAAAACUGCUCAUCGCUCACCGAGCUCCCUGCUUCUCUCACGCAACUUUCCUGCCUGCAUGAGUUGAACCUCCGCUUCACGCCCAUACGCUCCCUGCCGUACCAAUUCGGACAGAUAAGCCGGUUGAAGGAGCUUAGUCUGGAUGGGUGUAAGCAGCUGUUUUCUCUGUCUGACGAUUUCACCCAGCUCAAGAUGCUUCAAAACUUGUCUUUUUCAGGGUGUGGCGACAACGAGAUCGAAGCCCCAGGUGUUGCGAAUAUGUAUGGGUUGCGCCUGGACCCUAGUCCUUUUUAG
This is a messenger RNA of Closterium sp. NIES-65, 1902 nucleotides long. NCBI's taxonomy places the organism in Eukaryota, Viridiplantae, Streptophyta, Zygnematophyceae, Desmidiales, Closteriaceae. The record is from the annotation of a GenBank genome assembly.